Messenger RNA from Geodia barretti, 1902 nucleotides. The record is from the annotation of a GenBank genome assembly. NCBI's taxonomy places the organism in Eukaryota, Metazoa, Porifera, Demospongiae, Tetractinellida, Geodiidae.
CCAGGCGCUAUUUUUUCUCCACGGAGAAGGAAGAUGUGGUGGGAGAGGGAGGUGACACUUGGAGGAAGUCGGGACGGCAGCAGAAACAAGGACAGAGCUCGAGGGAGGCCCGCCAGCUAGUAGACCAUCCCCUCGGCCGCGUGCUCAAUUUGGGAUACCUUAUUACACAGUAAAAUUGAAACCUGCAAGCCACGCCUACUGUCGUUAAAUUAGAACAGUCUUUAGGGUGGACCGCUUUCUUUUUGGCUUACUAAUACUUGUGCUUUGCAAGAAGCUGCAGCAGUAGAGAAUAUGGCUACUGGUGGCGAGGCUAAGGUCAGAGAGGGAGACAAGCUCAUAAUCGAGGCAGAGAAGUGUUUGAAGACAAACUGGCUGAAGUGGAGUGCUGACUAUGCAGGAGCAGCUCAUGCUUUCGACAAAGCAGCUCUGUGCUACAGGAAUGGCAAGGCCUAUGAUAGGGCCAGACAGGCCUACGAGAGAGCUGCCGAGGCCCACUACAAGAACGCUGGUUCAUUUCAGGCCGGGAGAUCUAUGGAGCAAGCUGCACACGUUGCUAAGGUUGUGUGUUUUACCUACACACUUUGGGUACAAGCAGUGGUAUUUUGACUGGUGUACUAUAUAUAGAGGAACAAACCAGAACCAACCAAAGUUUCUGUUCGCCAUUUGUAUGACAAUCUGCAGAACAUUUCUCUGUGACCAAAUCAAAAAUUUCCCCCCUCCCACUAUUAAUGUACAUACUACUGCAGGAGAUGAAGCAGAUGGAGCAGGCGGCCAUGUUGCUGGAGACUGCCAGUCACUAUUACCAUGAGAGUGGGCAUGGAGACACUGCCGGGCAGGUGCUAACCAAGGCAGCCAAGCUCGUUGACCCCGUGAACCCGCUGAGGGCCGUCGACUACCACCUGGCGUGUGCAGAGCUCCAUUUGGUGGAGGACAAGCAGAGAGAGGCCACUAAGGCCACCAGGAAUGCCGUCAAUAUGGCCGCCAGAGCAAGGGAUCUGGACAAGUUGAAAGAAGUUCUGGAGAAGCUGAGGACUCUGUAUGAGGAACUGAACAUGCACAAACAGCUCUGGAAUGUGGCUGCCAUAGAGUUGGUUCUUCACCUCCACCGCGACGACACUGUGGCCGCCAAUGACACUGUUGUCGAUGCUGCAAAGAUUCCAGGGUUCCUGGAGAGUGAUGAGCGGCCGGCCAUGGAGAGGUUGUGCGAUGCCUUCCAGGAGAGGGAUGGAGAUGCUGUUGUGGAGGCCUGUGGGGGCGUGGUCUUCAGGUCCAUGGAGACCGACGUUGCAAAACUCGCACUGGAUCUUAAGAAAAAAUUCGAAUACUCAUCUCCCACACACACCUCCUCCACUUCUUCCUCAACAAAACCCUCCUCUUCCUCCUCCUCUACUGGACCCUCCUCCUCUACCAAGUCACCACCACCGUCAGCGUCGACAGUCACAGCUGUUAGCAGUGCCGGUUCAGGACGGUUUGCUGAUAUGAAGUCAGAGCUGUUUGGAGGAGGGACUACGUCCGGCGAGGAGAAACAGAAACAACCAGUGAUUGAGGAGACGGUCGAGAGCCAAGGAGAUAAAAUAGAGAGAGCGAGUGAUGAAGAGGAGAGGGAGGAAGGAGAGGGGGAGGAGGGAGAGGAGGAGGGAGAUGAGGAGAAUGCUUAUGGAGGGGCUCUUACCUGACAACACAAGCAUUCUACACGCUUUGACUUGCCGAACGUGAAUAGUAUCACAUCAUUAUGUUUGUCUGAAUAAUUAUGUUAACAUGUACAGAAAAUUUGUGAAUCAUGAAAAUGGUUAAAUGCACCUAUAAUAGUGGCUGCACAACAAAUGACAUUCCAAAAAUGUGCAUUUCUCUGCUAACAGCAAAUGAAUAUACACACACAAAAUCACUUGCUAAAAGAAAAGU